Closterium sp. Naga37s-1 is the source of this 990-nucleotide messenger RNA. Lineage: Eukaryota; Viridiplantae; Streptophyta; Zygnematophyceae; Desmidiales; Closteriaceae. The record is from the annotation of a GenBank genome assembly.
AUGUUCCCUGCAGAGUCCCCGCGCGGCCUGCUCGAGCGGCUGUCGCUCUACCAGUGCGACGAGCUUCACGCUCUCCCGGACGACAUUAGCGAGUGCCUGCCGUGCCUGCGCGAGCUGAGCAUCAGCAUGUGUGGCACCUUACUGGACCAGCCCCAUCAAGUCACUCCUCUCACAGCCCUGCGCUCCUUGAACCUCGCCGAGUGCGCGUUCUUCGUCCUGCCGGACCGCCUUGGCCACAUGCCCGCGCUCACGACGCUCGUGCUGCACAAGCUGAAUAUCCACUUCCCUGCCUCGUUCAGCCGCCUGCAGUCCCUCGAGACUCUGGUCGUCACCGACUGCGCGACCCUAGCCGAGCUGCCUGAUGGGUUGGGCGCGCUCACAACGCUUAAGAGCAUGUGCGUCACGGAGUGCCCCUCCGUAGUUCUGCCACACGACGUGGGCCAGCUCACCAACCUGCACACGCUCUUCCUGAAAUCCUGCACGGAGCCCCGUCUGCUGCCGCCCUCCUUCACCCUUCUGGCUUCGCUCGCACGGCUGGAGCUUCACGAGUGCGACCUGGCCGAGCUUCCAGAGGCCACGGGGGAGUUGAGCGCUGCUGAAGCCCUCGUGUUGGACAACUGCAGCAGCCUGUUCUCCGUCCCCAAGAGUCUCAUCAAUCUGGCCAGGCUGAAGCAGCUGGAGCUGACCGGCUGUGCACUGCUGAGAACGGCUCCGGAGUUCCUACCAGGGUCGCUGGAAACGCUCAGGCUGGGGAGUUAUCAGCAGGUCACACAUCUGCCGGGUACCUAUGCUCUCUCCAGCCUCAACGAUUUGACCUUCAACAAUGUGAUUUUCCCCACUGCUCUGUCCAGAAACCUCUCUUCACUGGAGCACUUGAAACUCAUGUUCGCAUGCGAGGGCGAGUUCCCGUUUCCAUUGGCGGGCCUGCCUCGCCUCCGCACCCUCACACUCAUCAGCACCGGAGUUGUGAGGCUUCCAGGUUUUUCCUAG